AUGUCGACGAAGAAAGGCGACGAGGGAGGCAAGUCGGCCGCAGCUCCCACGCAGACCGUGGGGCCGGACUACCGACCAGACAGCCAGAAGCCCAAGGCCACAGUGUCCAAGGAGCCCACGCAGCAGAAUGUGACCGUCCUGAACCAGACGCCCCAGCUCAUUGCCCUGCUCACUAAGAUCCGCGACAAGUCCACCGACCGGGGCGACUUCAUCUUCUACUCGAACCGCAUCAUCAGGCUGCUCGUGGAGGAGGGGCUGAACCACCUGCCCACCACGCAACACACCGUCGUGACACCCACGAACCAGCACUAUGACGGCCUCGCGUUCCAGGGCAAGAUCUGCGGCGUGUCUAUCAUGCGGGCCGGAGAGUCCAUGGAGCAGGGGCUGCGGGAGUGCUGCCGCUCAGUCCGCAUCGGCAAGAUCCUGAUCCAGCGCGACGAGGAGACCGCCCAGCCGAAGCUGUUUUACUCCAAGCUGCCUGAGGACAUUGCUGAUCGCUGGGUGCUGCUUCUGGAUCCCAUGUUCGCAACUGGCGGCUCCGCGACAAUGGCCGUGGAGGUGCUCAAGGAGCGCGGCGUCCCCGAGGACAGGAUCUUGUUCCUGAAUCUCAUCUCCAGCCCUGAGGGCACCGAGAGGUUCUCGGCCAAGUUCCCUAAAUUGCACGUUAUCACCGCAUUUAUUGACCAGGGACUCGAUGAAAAGAACUAUAUUGUUCCAGGGUUGGGCGAUUUCGGCGAUAGAUUCUUCACCAUGUAG
Messenger RNA from Diaporthe citri, 756 nucleotides. RefSeq lists its product as uncharacterized. Lineage: Eukaryota; Fungi; Ascomycota; Sordariomycetes; Diaporthales; Diaporthaceae. The record is from RefSeq and is a predicted model, not a curated record. Bases 1 to 756 code for a protein of 251 amino acids. The transcript is spliced from 5 exons.